Messenger RNA from Tetrahymena thermophila SB210, 4344 nucleotides. RefSeq lists its product as hypothetical. The transcript has a single exon. Lineage: Eukaryota; Ciliophora; Oligohymenophorea; Hymenostomatida; Tetrahymenidae. The record is from RefSeq and is a predicted model, not a curated record.
AUGAAACAAAUAGCGAAAAACUUUCUUUUAGUUUUUGUUUUGUUACUUAAUUUAGCAGCAAUAUCUUAAACCUAGUCCAUCGAUGUUUCUAUUAAUCUGUAAUAGAAUGAAUAUAAAGAGAUAGAUUUAUCUGAAUAUUUUGGCGUUAUUUAAAAACCCUUUUACCUUUACACAACUUAGAACAUUAAUGGAGUGAAAUUAAUUAAUCCAUUAGUUUUUUAAAAUCAAAAAUAUGAAGAAGCAAACUUCUAAAAGUUAGAUUCCUAAGUCAUUUUUCAAACAAAUUGUACUUACUCUGUUAGAAUUGGUGUAAAAAUUUAAUAGGAUGCAUCUUAAAAUACAGUAUUCACGAUAGUUGUAGAUGAAAUUUAAAAUAUACAAUAAGUAAUUACAAUUAAUAAUCUAAAUUCAUUUUAAAUUGCUAACCCUUAUUCCACUUAAAUGAAUAACAUCAGAAUACAAAUUUUGAAAACAUAUUAUAGAAAAAUAUUCUUAGUAAUUGAUUCAAACUAACCAACACUUAUUUACAGUAUCGAUUCAAAUAUGUAUAGGUAUAGUUAGGUAGAUAUAGAUUCAAAAUUAAUAAAUUACUAAGGUCUUUAAGCUUAAUUGAGAAAUUAAGAUACAUAUAGUUAAGGGUUUUGCUUUUAAUUUGGAAUCUAAAAGCCAUCAAUUGCUUUUUCAGAAGAUACUGAAUAACAAAUUAAACUAAAGAGUUAUUUAUACAACCCUUGUGGCGAUAAUUACUAUAAUAUAUAAUAUAUUGAAAACGAUGCAUUUUAUUUAGUCAAGUGCACUUUAUAAACAGGAAACUUUUUCUUUGGUGUAGCGUAUUACUUAAAGAAAAAUUUUUUUGAUGAAAUUUAAUUUGUUAAGAGUGAUUAAUAUUUUGCAAACAAUGUCUAAAAUUAAUAGAGUUAAAUAAAAACUAUCACUAAGACAGUUAAUAUUAACCUUAUUUAUGUUCUAGAACUUUAUUCAGAUACUGCAUUCAAUUAAAUGAAACUGUAUAAGGUUAAGUUUUAUUAAGACACAAACAGUUUAUAAGUAGAGACAAUAAAUUUCUAAACUGAUUUUGAUUUGAAUUUUGAUUUCGGUGUUUUCUUUAUACAAAAUGAUUUGAUUGCUGCUGUAACAAAAAAAUAUAUUUUAGGUUUUUCUGUGCUUAAAGGAAGUCUCGUUUAUAAAUUCGAGCUAGAGAGUAUUCCAAACUUAAGCUUAAUUGAUGUGAGCUAAGUAUUUAGUACAUUAUUAUUCACAUAUGUAAAGGAUACAAACCCAACUAUGUAUGAAACUUAUUAAGUUAAUUUGUCCCUACCUUUGAUGACUAUUGACAUGACAUAAAUCAUAGCUUCUCCCUUUUAUUUUAGUGUCAGAGAAUAGGAAAACCCAUUUCAAUAAAUAAUCAAUUUCAAAAUUUAGACUUUAAGCUCUACCUAACCAACCACAACCCUAACACUGAAUUAAUUAAACAUUUAUUAAGUGAUUCAGUAAAGCAAAGGUAAUCUGCAAAAUUUAAAUUUAGAAAAGUACAUAUUUGGUUCUAAUUUAGAAUUAAAUGUUAACUAACAAAGCACUAAUGACAUUCAAAUCAAAUAUGAAAUGAUAAAACCAGCUCAAUUGAUUUCAAAAGUGUAACUUGAAACAAAGGACUUAUUAAAUUUAUCAUCAACAUACAUAAAAGAUAUAUAUAUCGGAGUUUACUAGGCCAACGAUGAAUAAAAAUCAUACAAUAUUAAACUUCUCAAAUUAUCUGCAGAUUCUGAUAACAUAAAUAGCUUUAAAAUAAUUGAUGAAGUAAGUACUAACAAAGGAAAUAUAUAAUAAGACAUAAAUGGAAUCAUAUGCAUCACCGUUAAAUAACUUGUUUAGGUCUUCUUACCAAUAUCAUAUAAUGAAAAUUAUAUUUUAGGAUCAAUUAUCUAUUAAGACUCAAGUAAUUUUCAAAGUUUUUCUUCAGAUCCAAUCAACAAAUAUAUAUUUAUGUCAUACGAAUUAUAUGUAAUGGUGUUUGCAUACCUUCCUGAGAAAAUUAACUCAUAAAGCAGAUAUAUGAAUUAUGUUUAGUCAAAAAUAAAUGGAUAAAGUAAAUCUUUUUAAAGCAUAUAAUAUAAUCCAUAUAAUAAUAUAUUAUACUUUACAGACAACAAAAUAAUAUAUUCCUAUAAUUAUUUCAAUUAAUACUAGAGCCAAUAAAUACAAAUCCCUUAUGGUUCAAAAUAAGAAUUAAAUAGGAAUGUCAUUUUAUUAUUCUCAUGCUUUGUUGUCUUUAGACAAUACUCAGAUAAUACUUAAGAAAUUAGUAUUUACAGUUAUAAUGACUAAAUUAGCUUUAGCAAUAUUGCUAUUGAUCCUUAGUAUUUGAGAUCACUUAAUGGAUUAGGAUAUACACUAUAGAUUUCUAACUUUUUGAUGAUUCGAAAAUCUGCUAAUAUUUUUAAUAUGCAGGAAUAUAUUGCUAUCCCUGCAACAAGCUCAAAUAACGAUAAAGUUUAUUUAAUCUUUAGAAUGAACUAAGUUAAUUCACAAAACCAGCUUUACUGUGCUAUUCCUGCAGAUCCUAAUUUCUUUAACAUAUUUCUCUUUGGAAAUGAGCUUAUUGGUUUUAUCAACACUUAAACAGAUGCUCCUUCACUUUCAUUUUACAAGUUUUCCUAUUUCAUUUAAAUAUCUAUGAAUUAUCAAAUUUAAGAUCAAAAUUUUAACUCAGAUAUUUUUUUUUCUACAUCUGCAUAGAUUUAAGUAGUAAAUAGUCAAAAUAACCUCCGAAUAUUAGAUUCAGAUAGUUUAUAAAUGAACAUGAAUCUUAACCUCUAAAAAGAUCUAACAUCAUAACAAGGAUAUAUCAAUAAGCAAUCAAAUGGAGUUUUAUCACUAUUAAAUUAUUUUGACUCAUAAAACUUGAAAUUUAAUGAUCUCUACUACUUCAACGAUAAUAACGUUUAUUCCGGAAAUUUCCUAGGUUGGUAGAUUGCCUACAGCUUACCUCAGCUAAAUUUGCAAAUAUAUCUUCAAAAUAGCUUGAUUGGAAAAUAUACUAAUGGAAUGAAUGCAUAUGAUACUAUCUUAUUUGGAGAAAUUAUUGUUUUGACCUACCAAAACAAGUUGAUCUUCAAAAAUGUUUUUAGCUUGAAUCUUGGUGAAAAUUUAGAUUACUGUUAUUUAUAAACAGAUGAAUCUUCAAUUUAGGUCACAUUAGAUCCUAUUACCAAUAAAAAUAAAAUAGUAUAAACAUUUUUUACUCUAUGUUAGAACAAUUAAAAUUCUUCAACUCAACAAUUUAAUCGAAUAACUGUUUUAUAAUAACCUUAAAUGUACAGCUAAGAUCCUGAGAUUUAGAUAAUAGCAAAUUAAUCUUGGAUAUCUACUUCUAUCCAAUUUGAUAAAAACACACAAAUCUUAAAUAAAAUUUUUAAUGAUCCUAAUUUAGGGCUUAUCGCUUCAAUCCAAUAGCUUUAAACUAUAGGAUAGUCUAUGUGUUAAAUAAAUCUUUCAGAGCAGGAGCAAGGGCCAUUUAGUUUUGAUUGUUCAGUUUAUGAAACUAUGAGUGCUUUAAAUAUAGUUUAUACUAUGUGGAGUAAUCAAUGUGAAUCUAAUAUUUUCUUUACUUAAGAAGGGUUAGCAUAUUAUUAAAUUUCAAAGACACUUGAUAAGUUCUAAGUAAUAAAUAUCAAAAAUAUUUUAUAUAGUUAGAACCAAAAUGUAAAUUAUACUAAUCAAGUCAUAAAAGCGUAUAGCAUCUCCAAGAUAGACUCAACAAAAGUUAUUCUGGGUUUUAAUAAUUUUAGUAUAUUUGAAGUAAAUAUCAUUUUUAAUAAAGAUAAGAUAUUUGAAAAGUUAACAUCUACCCAAUAUUUUACAGAACCUAAUUAUAUUUUUGCUGGCUUCGCUAGCUAAUCUAGUGACCAAGGAUAAACUAUACUUGCUAUGUAUAGUCUUUAAGAAGAGUAAAGCAUAACAUUUUUCUAUUACUAGACUACAUAACAACUCUACACUGUCAAAAAUUCCUUUAAAUAUUAACUUGUUGAUCCACUUUCUCUAAAUGGAUAAAUGAAAAUAUUUUUUGUCAAAUAAAAUUGUUAUUUUUUUAUGAACAUUAAAAAUGAUAAAGUAGGAAGUAUCGUAGAAAUAAGCUACACUGGAAAAAGCUAAAUAAUAACACGUAGUUUUAACACAACAAAUAGUUUUGAUUAAAUAGGAUUCUACUUAACACCUUUAGGAGUUAAUUCUAAUUAGAAAACUACUUUACCUGUUUAAGUAAAAACAAGUUAAGUAACCAACCUCUCACAACAGAAAAUAGAAUUUUUCUUAUCCUUAAUACUCAUAGGAUCUAUCAUUUUGUGA